UCUAAUUAUCAGUAUUAUCAAGGAUAUCAACCUAUUACCCCUUCUCCACAAACAUCUCCCCCUCCAAUAUCACCAUCUCCAAAAGGAUCAAGUUUAAUAUCCUGUCCAGAUCCUCAAUGUGGGGGUGGAAAUAAAGUUACUGCUAAAUUUUGUUCAGAUUGUGGAAAGCCGAUUAAUGUUAUUAUGAACUCGAUAACUUCUGCAGUGAAUAUUUCUGAAGUGACCAAUCUUUAUAAUAAUUUGAAUGCUUACUCCAAACAACCUCUACCCUAUAGCCAACAAUAUUAUAGUUCUGAUGAUAUAAAUGAUCCUCUAGGAAGAUCUAAGGGAUGUCGGCCUAUUGUUGCGUUUGGAUUUGGAGGAAAGAUAUAUACUAUGUUCCCAAGAACAGUUCAACGCUUUACUAACACAGAUUAUAGUACGCCUAUUACUAAAUCUGCACCUGGUGCCUUUACCAUUCGUGUUCUCAAGGAUAUCAUUCCUGUAUCAGACAUUGCCGAUUUUCCGGGUCCUUUGCUUAUGGACAAUAAUAGAGGCGGUGUAAAGGCUAAAAAGAAAAAUGUAUUAAAGUUCUUAAAUGAUCAGAUUCAAGUAUCAGAAAAUAAUAUAAGUUCUUUCAAUGGCGGAGAAGUCGAAAAGGAAAAAUUGGAAUCUAUUUUAAUUGUCUGGAAUCUGUUUAAAAUAAUGUUUGAGAAUGAAGGCGCGUUAAUCGGAAGUCCAAAAGUUGAAGAACUAGUGCGUAAAAUUUUAGUUCCAUCCGCGUCUAAAAGUAACGAUGAAGCAAACUUUACAGUUCCUGCAGACACAGGCUUUGAUACCCAAAAAGGCUUGCCACAAACGCCAGAAACUUCUUCACUUACAUAUUCUGUUUCAGUAAAGUCUGUUGACAAGUUGCAAGAGAUGCUAUUAAAAGGUGAUCGUAUUGCAGCCAUUCACCAUGCUAUGAAUGAAAAUUUAUGGGCACAUGCACUAAUAAUUGCCAGCUGUGUCAAUAAAGAAUUAUGGAAAGAGGUUGUUACUGGGUUUAUUAAACAUGAAAUGGGCACCCAUAUUGGCGAAACUUCUGAAUCCAACGGAAGAGAAAGUUUAAGAGUACUAUAUUCUUUGUUUGCUGGCCAAGGACAAAACGCAGGUACGCCAAAUUAUAUAAUAAUUUUCAAUCCUAAUACAAAUGCACCUUAUGUUGUUUCUAAUGUUACAACACCAUACACCUCUUUAUCAGAUCAUAAUACUCCGCUUGAUAGUUUAGUAAAAUGGCGAGAAACGAUAGCAAUGAUUUUAGCAAAUCGAGCACCAGGAGAUAAUCAAGCAAUUUCUGCUCUCGGAGAUAUGCUUAAAGAGUAUGGAUGGAUUCAUGCUUCACAUAUCUGUUAUAUAUUAUCACCUAAUGCAUCACUUAUAUCUGGCUUUGAUGCACCCAAUGUUCGAUUUACACUACUGGGCAAUGAUUAUACACAAAAUCUUCUCAUAAAUAAUUUUUAUAAUUGGCAAUCAUUACGUAUGACUGAGAUUUAUGAAUUUGGACUUUCACUGAAUAAUAGCGAUGGUGGACUACCUCAUUUGCAAGCAUAUAAGCUGCUUUAUGCAUGG
This is a messenger RNA of Rhizophagus irregularis DAOM 181602=DAOM 197198, 1590 nucleotides long. The record is from RefSeq and is a predicted model, not a curated record. Lineage: Eukaryota; Fungi; Glomeromycota; Glomeromycetes; Glomerales; Glomeraceae.